This is a messenger RNA of Drosophila suzukii, 1083 nucleotides long. NCBI's taxonomy places the organism in Eukaryota, Metazoa, Arthropoda, Insecta, Diptera, Drosophilidae. The record is from RefSeq and is a predicted model, not a curated record.
GACCGAUGACGCGGAGGAGACCGUUGAUCGCGUGAGUUGAACGACAAAUGAAUUCACUUGAUGGGUGAAGUGCGAGGUCAAAUCUCUCUUGGAUGCCGCAGAACGAACGCACUCGCAGAAGCACAAUUCACAGAUGAAGAUACAGAUACGCACACGAAACACGCUGCAGAUACAAUGAACAACCAAUAAGCGAGGCAAAUUAGCAACACACUAAGAACUCACUGCCGUGUGUUUUUCUUUUCGGGCGUGUAAAAGUGAAAAUGCGAGUGGGCGGCGACGAACCGGCGACGACGAUGCGCGCGAUUUUCUCGCGUGGGGCUGGCGGAACGUUCAAGAUGGCACUGCCGGGCGAUCCACGCCGAUCGACUUGACAGUCCAUGGAGCCGCCCAGCGGACCCGUCGUUAUUUAUUCCGGAAUAUAAAUUAAAGGUAUAAAUAAUAUUUCGCGAAAUAAAAAUUAUGCAUGUUGUAUUUAUUUAGAAUUUAAUUGAGUUUGCCGGGGGCAGUCGGUGGCGUUCGGGGACCGGUCCUGUUGACCAUAAUUUAAAUCAAAACACAAAUUAAUUUGUCGCUCCUCUCUCACUGCACUUGCUGCUCUGUUUAAUUUCUCAAGAUUCCGCGGAAAACUGUCAGCCAAUGUCCACCGGACAGAGAGAGAGGAGAAAGUCGUGGGCGUCAUCGGAAAAACAGAGUGAAAAGUCGCAUCUCUUCGGAUCGCAGCCCCAGCAAUCUCCGAUCGAUUUGCAGCUUUUACGAGCUGUCCGAGCAGAACCAAGCGCAACCAUGGAAUGAAGCAUCUGUUUUUCUUUUAUUUACGACUCUUCCUAAUUUCUUCAGAUGGUCCAACAAUGCCACAUCGGUGUUUCCCCGCCAUAUAGGUGAUUUUCCUCUAUUAUUUUUAUUUUCCCGUGACAUGUUGUCAGGCGGAUUAGUUUGGCCGUUAGUUUGACAGGCUCUAUAAGUAGACACUCAAGUGGGUGGCAAUCUAAUUUGGCUGCGCUGCUCGAACAAUUUGAAUAUUGCUCGGGGGAUUAAUGGGUGUGGAUAUGACCCAUUUGGGUUGCACUCUAUAAAUUAAACGUC